This is a messenger RNA of Medioppia subpectinata, 1719 nucleotides long. The record is from the annotation of a GenBank genome assembly. NCBI's taxonomy places the organism in Eukaryota, Metazoa, Arthropoda, Arachnida, Sarcoptiformes, Oppiidae.
UUUGACGAAGACUUGGAUGACAACGGAUCCGGUGGUGACAGUGACGACGAGACCAAUCACUCACGACUUCUCACAGAUAUAUCACUUCUCGACGAGAAGACAAAAAAGUCGCUCAAAUGGAAAGCCACUCGUUUUGAGGCCAAACCAGUUGUCAAUGAAUUUAAUUUGUCUCAAAGUGAUAAUCAAAUAUCUAUAAACGAUUUGUUGAAAGACGUGAACGACACUAAUAUUAGUGUAAAGAAGUUGAAACACUUCAAUAAGAAGCGACUUCUGGAUCAACCGCUCGAGAAGAUAGUGUCCGACAAAAUCAAACGCACCGUUAAUUACGACAAGACGUCCAAAGAGUUAAAGAAAUGGGAUUCAGUUGUGAACACCAAUAGAAAUGCACCACAACUACAGUUUCCACUUAAACAACAGUUACUCACUUUAGAGCCCUCUCGAGAGGUGACCAAACAGUAUCGCCCGAAGACUAAGUUAGAGCUCGAAGUGGCGGAACUGUUGGGCAAAUCAGAGAAUAACUUAACCGAUGAUAAGCCAUUGACUGUCGCCGAAGAGAAGAUAAUGAAAGCCAUGAGUUUAGAAGAGGCGAAACUGCGGCACAAAGAGCUCCAGAAAAUGCGAGCUCUUCUCAGCUAUGAAGAGGUGAAACUGAAACGUCAGGCGAAGAUUAAAAGCAAAAGAUAUCACAGAAUUUUGAAGAGAGAGAAACUCAAGAAAAGUGUCGAAGAGUUUGAAGACAUUAAAAAGUCUGAUCCGAAAGCAGCGAUUGAUAAACUCCAGGAAUUGGAUAAACUGCGAGCUCUGGAGAGGGCGAGCCUUAAGCAUAAGAACACAGGAAAGUGGGCCAAACAUCUGAAACUUAGGGCCCAAUACGAUGAUAGCGCUCGCAUUGCUCUCACAGAACAACUUCAGAUCAGCAAUAAAUUGACACAAAAGAGAGUUCACUUCGAAGAUGACGAGGAAGUGGACAAAAGUAGCGAUAAUGAGAGCGAUUCUGACGACAAUAAUGACGAAGACGUCCCUAAAGACAAUGAGUUCGAGCCAUUGCCUGAGGAUUAUAAUCCAUGGAUGAAAAGCGGACGACAGAGUAAACCAAACACUCAACCCAUAGAGGAGGAGAAAGAGGAGGCCGAAGACGAACCCAUCAAUUUUGAGACAUGGGGUUCGCCCACUCAUGAGUCUAUUCAACCCAUAAAUCCUAAAAAAAAUGAAACAAUUAAUGACAAAAAGUCCAAAACUGUGGAACCGAUUCCAAAAGAGGCCGAAAUAGAUCCGAACGACUUUAUUGUAGUGAAGGCUAACAAAAUCAAGUCUUCAUUUCCCGAUUUGGUGACCGAAAUGGAUUCGGACGCCGAGAGUGUGGAUGAAUCGGACGGUAUAUCAGACGACGAACAAAGACAACUGGUGUCCGAAGCGUUCGCCGACGACGACGUGAUGAGUGAUUUUAAAAGCGCCAAAAAGGAGAGGAUAGAGAACGAGAGCGCGAAAGACAUUAACCUUCAUUUGCCGGGUUGGGGUUCUUGGGCUGGAAAUGGUGUCAAACAAAGUAAACGCAAACGUAAAAAGUUUACGAUUAAAGCCAAGACAAAGGAGCGAAAGGACGGCAACAUUGGAAAUGUGAUCAUUUCGGAGAAAAACGAUGACAUUAUCGCUAAACAUAGAGUAAAUCAAUUGCCGUUUCCUUUCAAGAAUGUGGAAGAGUUUGAGAAUAGUAUUCGU